UGUUGUGGAUAACAGGCGCCAGUUGUUGGCUGGUUGUUGUUGGUUGGUCGGUAGCGUUCUGAUCUGCACUCAUAUCAAAGAUCCGCUUUAACCCUCUCUGCUCAUAUGAGUAAUCUCCUCGGGACUGUCUAGUUGUCAUGGCUAGCUGAUGUAGGAGAGGAGGACGAUGCGCUGAUUUUAAUGUUGUUUUGAAUGUUAUUCGAAUUCACGAUCAGCACAGAAGAAAGUCACAAAUAUGUCACGUUCUAGCUUUGCGGAUGAAACGGCAGGUGACGCCCCAGUCAGAGACAUGUCGUUGAACCUCACAGGAGUUGGGACGCCAGAAUAUCUGACUACUCAGAAUGCCAAGGCAAGGCAAGCAGUCUCAAAAGUCAGCAGGGAGGAGCUGGAAGAUCGCUUCCUCCGUCUGCAUGAUGAAAACCUUUUGCUCAAACAGCACACCCACAAACAGGAGGACAAGAUCAAGAGAAUGGCCACUAAGCUCAUCCGGCUGGUAAAGGACCGUAAACGUAUGGAGCAGACGUCCUCUGGCGUGGUUGCAGGUCGGGAUGUUGAGUUGGAGGAGAUGAUUGAGGAGCUUCAGGAGAAGGUCCAUCAGCUCGAAAAACAGAAUGAGGGUCUCAAACAGCGAUUGCUAACUGCCAAGCAGCAGCUUCAGGUGCAGAGUCGCCGUCCCACUCCCUAUGGCCACGUCCAGUCACGGAUCAACACAGGCCUCCGCAGGCUGAGGGAUGACUUCCCUGCCAUGCCUGAAGACACUGCUAACACUCUGACCAGAGCCACCAGGAGUGCAGAAGCAGACAUAGGUGCUCGUCCACCUCAUGGUCUGCUUCCACGUUAUGGCCACAGUUUACUAGAUGAUGCCAGAGCUGAAAUACGAAACCUAGAGAAUGUGAUCGAGAACCAAAGAGCCCAGAUGGAAGAGAUGGAGAGAAUGACAGAAGCAUGCAGGGAGCAGCUAAGGAGAAAAGAGAGGGAGUAUGAGGAAUCUCUCCUCCAGCUGAGGGAACAGCAGGCCAGUGGCCAGAGAUCAACUAUCAAAGAAAAUGUUGAACUGAUCAAACUUCAGAAACAACUGGCUGAUAAGGGGAAUGCUUUUAUUGUGCUGGAAGAAAGGCUUUUACAACUUCAAGAGAGCCAGAGGACUCUGAAGGCCAGCCAUGAUAUGGUAAUGACUAAGGUAGAUGAGCUGACUGAGCAACUCAGGGAAGAGCGUCUCAAGAACCUCAACCUGGAGGGCCAGUUACAAUUAAAGGUUCUGGAACAGAGGAGGAUAGAGGAGCUGAAAGACCAGAUUGUGGACCUGGAGAAGGAGAGAGAUCUGUUAAAAGAAAACUGUGAUAAACUGGUGAACAGUGCCUUCGACGUGAGCCAGGAGCAGAAAUGGAAGACAAGAGAGCAACAGCUCAAACUUCAGAUUGCCCAGCUUGAAAUGGCACUGAAAUCAGACCUAACUGACAAGAAUGAGAUUCUUGACAAGAUCAAGGCAGAGAGAGAUACAAAUGAAAAAUUGUCUCAGGAAAACUCACAACUUCAGUUGCGUUACUUAGAGCAGAAACAACAACUGGAAGAGCUUCAAGAGCGCAUGGCGUUUUUCACAAAGGAGAGUGAUGUUGACGCAGCAGAACUCAGCGAGGCACUGAUGCUUAUUAAGGUUCGUAAGGUUCAGAAGAGGGGAGAUCUGGAUUUUCUGGAGAGAGAGCCCAGUGGGGAGCAUUCCAUGAAGGAGUUGCAGGCCACCCAUGCUGAGACUGUCGAAGAGCUUGAGAAAACUAGGAACUUGCUCUUCAUGCAACACAAGAUUAAUAAAGACUAUCAGGCUGAAGUUGAAGCAGUUAAUCGUAAAUUAGAUGACUUGAAGCUGGAGAGUCAAAUGAAGCUUGAGAAACUUGCCCACCUACUAGACAUGAGAGCGGCUAAAAUCAGGAAACUAGAAGCUCAGCUCCGAGACAUUGCAUAUGGCACUAAAUCCCAUGUGUUCAGACCUGAAGUGACAGAGGAGGAUACAGCAGAUGAGUUUGAUGAAACCAUCAACCUGGAAAGAGGAGAGAACCUCCUAGAGAUCCACCUUGGCAAUGCUCGGUUAUCCCCUGAAGCCCUGGGCAAGCUGGGCGACCCUGACCCUACCACUUUCUGUACAUUUGCAUUUUUUGACUUUGAGAUUCAGUCCACUCCCGUGGUGCGAGGCGCCCAUCCAGCCUACAACUUCACCUCUCAGUACCUGGUGCGCAUGGACGACCUCUUCCUGCAGUACCUUCACACCAGCACCGUUGUGGUAGAGACCCAGCUGGCAGAGGGGGUUGACUAUCGGACAGUAGCAGCUGGUCAUCUGCGUCUCAACCAAUUGUUGGACCGCAAUGGGAAAGUGUUUGGUACCUUACAUCUUGUGGGUGUUGAAGGGGAAACCCAGGCUUUUGGGACUCUGGACUAUUGGCUCCGCCUGCGGGUUCCUAUGGAGCAGGCCAUCCGCCUCUACAAAGAGAGGAUUAAAGCUAUGGGCUACCUGAGCUCCAGCAUGAAUCAAGACAGUCAGAGUGCCUCUGUGAAUCCUUCCCCAUCUCUCACAGAGGGCAGCCUCAAUGAGCUCUAUGUCACAGUGCGCUGUUGCAGCAACCUGAAAUCUCGGGAGCUCGGGAACAGUCAGCCAAGCCCAUAUGUGGUCUACAAACUUUACGACUUUCCUGAUCAUGAUACACCAAUCAUUGCUAGCAGUAAUAAUGCUUAUUUUGACGAUUGCAAAGGCUUCCCUUUGGAAAUGAACGCUGACCUUGAUCGCUAUCUUAGGGCAGAGACACUCUUCUUCUAUGUAUUUGAUGACCAGGAUGCAGGUGAACAGUUGUAUUUGGGAAAAGCCGGAGUUCCACUGUUAUCCCUUGCCCAUGAUAAAUCCAUUACUGGGACAUUUGAGCUGGCUGAUCCUGCAGGGUGUCGAAGUGGUCACAUUGAGGUAAUGCUAAAAUGGAAGUAUACUUACCUUCCACCACCAGGGUCUGCAGUGACCCCUGAACAAGCCAAGUUCAUAGUCAAAAACACACCUGUGAAAGUGACCACCAAAGCAAAACAUUUCAGACGAAGAGGAAAAGGAGGAGCAGAGAGAAGAGGAGCCAAAACAGAAGGCCCCUCCUCAGACCCAUGUCCAUACACACUGUCUGUGACUCCACUUCCUAAACCCAGGCAGCUUAUCAGCUUGAAGGCAUCCAGCAAAAAAGUCUCAUUUAGGGACGUAACAACAGAAGAUCAUCCGGUGGAGGAGAGUGGGCCCUCUGGGGCCGAAAACAGCAGAAUCAUCAACCCAGAGACGACCAGGGUCCCAGCAGCACCACAGGCUGUGGAGGUCAUGCAGCCAGCAUGUGCGGAUGAGGAAGAGGAAGAUGAGGAAGAAUCCCAUUUCUCUGAAGGUCAAGUGAUUGCAUCCAGUUCUCUCUCCAUCUCUGAGGAGUCCGAAAUAUCUGAGGAAAUACCCAAGCAAGAAAUGGAUGAUCAACAGAUGGAUUCUUCUGAAGUGAAUGAACUGAUCCUGUCCGAUAGUGAUGACUGCAUUGUUCCAGGUCAUAGCACACAGAAUCGGAAGCAGCCAUCAGAGCGCAUUCGUGUGGAGGUGGUGUCGUUGACGCUACAGGCCGGCUCGAGGGUGGCUGCUGAUAAGGACAUCGCUCGGCUAUUUGUGGAGUACUCAAUCCUGGACCUGCCCUCUAUUGAAACCCCUCUGUCACUGCCCAAGCCCCUGCCUGGACAGAGUAUCCACUACAAUUACAGCAACGUCAUUCAUGUGGAUGUGGAGAAGAACCAGGCUCGGCGGCAGGCUCUCAGGGCAGUGCUGGAGGGCAGAACCAAGCGGUUUGAGAGCAUCAAGUUCACGGUGGUGAGUGACCCCCCAGAGGAGGAGGAGCAGGAGCAGGAGUGUGAGGACGUGGCCGUGGCCUACCUCAGGAUCCCUGACAUCCUAGAGAGAAAGCAGGACAUGGUGGACAUCCCCCUCAACAUUGUGGACAUUGCAGACAGCAGUGAGGUGGUGGGCAGUCUGAAGGUGACUGUUGAGGCUCUACAUGCUCUGAAGUCCAUCAUGGAGGAUCCUGACCAUGACCACCCCAUUGCUGCCCUGGCUUAGAACAGUAGCGUUGACAAUAUGUUUUGUAUAGUCCCUAGAACAGUGGCAUUGACAGUGUUUUGUAUAGUCCCUAGAACAGUGGCGUUGACACAAUGUUUUGUAUAGUCCCUAUCCCUGUUUGUGCACAUGGCCUCACAUGUAUUCUGUAUAAUAUAGCUAAAAUGGUACAGAAAACAGUCUGUUCACCCUAAUGCAGGCAGUUGCACCCUGGAGUUAAGAAGCAUAUAAUGAUGUUAAUUUUCCAUAAUGAAAGGUCUUUCCAUUUGUUCUGCCCUGGGCAUAGCUGACUGAUGGCAGUGUUUAUACUUGCACUGAGUGUUGAGGCUUAUUGGGUAAAAAGCCUGAUAAGCCUUACUACCAAAUGGCUUUAUUUAUUAAAGAUGCCAGAUAAAAUGCAUUUGGCUUUAAUAGGAUUUAACGUAGCUGUUUAAAAUGCUAAUGUAAGUCUCCAUGGCCAUUCAACCCCAUAAACUGAUUAAUGCAACUGUUUCAGUUUCAUGCAGUAAAAAACAAGGGACAUUCUUUUAAACUGUUCUUGAUCAUAAAUGUAUUUUCAAAGGAUCAAGAAUGUAUUUGAAUGUAUUUCUUAUUUAUUGAAGAGUUUUAUAGUGAACGAUUUUUUUAAGAGAUUUUAAAAGAUCUUUGUGGUGGUGCAAAAUCUGUGUUCAUUAUGAAACCUGAAGCACAUUCAAUAAACAAGCUAAGUAUGCCACAAA
This is a messenger RNA of Alosa alosa (allis shad), 4824 nucleotides long. It is a transcript of the gene rpgrip1l, whose product is annotated as RPGRIP1 like. The transcript has 28 exons. NCBI's taxonomy places the organism in Eukaryota, Metazoa, Chordata, Actinopteri, Clupeiformes, Clupeidae. The coding region runs from base 236 to 4108 and encodes 1290 amino acids. The record is from RefSeq and is a predicted model, not a curated record. Gene Ontology annotation, biological process: non-motile cilium assembly; retinal rod cell development. Gene Ontology annotation, cellular component: photoreceptor connecting cilium.